GAUUCCUGCAACUACUAACAUAGUAUCGUUACUUCUGUCUUCAAAUAACGCUAUGAAGACAGCGUCAACCAUGUCAGCCGAUGAGCCAUCGAUUUCCGGCGAACUUGUUCUGCCUCCCGAUAGCUGUAUCAUCGACGGCAAAGGCGAGUUCGUGGCUUCUGGCGUGACUUCACUCGUGGAGCUCUUCCCAAACGGCGAUAUUAUAAAGACACCUCGGGACAAUCCCUUCCGGUAUUGCGUCCAAGACCUAAGCACAGAGGCUAGAAUCUAUCAGAUGUUAGGCGAACACCCGCGCCUAGUGAAGAUUCGAAAUUGGGACUCUACGGAACAUACAAUGGUAAUGGAGUACAUGCCACAUGGCACGCUGAAGCAGUACAUCAAAACCCAUUAUGAGGAUGUUUCACGACCUCUGCAGCUCCAAUGGGCUCGACAGGCAGCCGAAGGCCUGCAACUCCUCCAUGCAUUCGACAUUCUUCACUGCGAUGUUGGUCCACAUAAUUUCCUGUUGGACGCAUCACUCAAUUUAAAGAUUGCUGACUUCGGUGGUUCAUCGAUAAACGGUUCCUAUGCCUCGGUCUGCCCUGGAUCCCGGUACCGAGCUCCCGAUCCGGAGUGGCGCCCAGGCAAGCCUCCAAGCUCAAACGAAGACUUAUUUGCUCUUGGCUCUGUAUUGUACUUUAUAUUCACCGGCAAGGUACCAUUUAGCGAGCUUGAGGAGGAUGAAGUUGCAAGCCAAUACAAAGCUGAGGUGUUUCCUGAUUUAUCAGAGGUGUUGUGCUCUGAUAUCAUCACUCUGUGCUGGCAGCAGCGCGCUGGUUCCGCUCGCCAGAUAUAUGAGACAAUUAGCCGACUUUGUGUCACGGGAAAUGUAUAGCCUUAAUGCUGUAACCAAGCCUGCAGUGUAUCGUUGAUAAAGAUUCAAAGUUAGCCAAUCACCUUUCAUUUAUUGGAGCGCCUUAUGCCGGUCUAUGGCGGAUGUUAUGUCUUUUCUGGUCAAUCGCU
This is a messenger RNA of Trichoderma harzianum CBS 226.95, 1002 nucleotides long. RefSeq lists its product as hypothetical. Bases 71 to 874 code for a protein of 267 amino acids. Lineage: Eukaryota; Fungi; Ascomycota; Sordariomycetes; Hypocreales; Hypocreaceae. The transcript has 2 exons. The record is from RefSeq and is a predicted model, not a curated record. Gene Ontology annotation, biological process: protein phosphorylation. Gene Ontology annotation, molecular function: ATP binding; protein kinase activity.